UUUAUUUUCAGAAAAAGUAACCGGAUAGCGGGAAUAACAGGCCGUUACCGGCGCUAUUUUCCGUCGUACUGCUUUUCGCGGCUGCAUUCGGCUGUUAUUUGUAUGAAAUUGCUUCACACCGGUAUUUAAGCUCUUAACGCUGUCGGACGGUGCCGCCAUCGACGCCGCCGCUAUUGAAAACCCCGAUGGAAUCCAUGAUAAAGAAAUAUCAGCAGAAAUUCAAAAAAGCAAAAGAUGAAAUGAGUAAAUGGGACGACAUUCAAUCUCGAUUAAUUUCUCAGUUCCAAAAUGCUUCUUCUAUUAUUGCCAGAUUACAGAUUAUUCAAAACACUAAAAAUUAUGCGAGUUUAAAUUCAAUUGGAGGAAUCGAAGUUGCAGUGAUGCAAAAGCAGAUGGAUUCUUUGCAAACUAUUUUACUUUCCAUGAGAAAUACCAUUGAAGACUUUCGGGCUGUUGUUCUUUCUCUUGAGAAGCUUCAGUAUGAUGGUAAACAGCUUGCAAAAGGGAGCUCUAAUCAGAUGAACAAAAAACAAUUGCAACAUAGAAUUGGCGUAAAACCUACUCUUACUAAUUGCAUUGAUGGCCUUGUACUUCUCCAUGAAAUGCACCUUGCCGAGUACCUACUUAAAUCGUCAUUGGUUUCUGCUCUUUCAGCUCUUGCCUUGAAACCAAAUUCGGGUGAUCUGGGUGCACUUCACCAGCUUUUGGUUGAUCAACCCAAUAUACUAAGCGAGGAAGUACAAUCCAUCUUUGACAUCGUAUUUGCGGAAGAGAUAUGUUGAUUUUUAUACACAACUUCUGAUUCCCUGGUUUUGUUGAAGUGGUGCUAUGGCCGAAGCAAGUGCAAUAAUGGAAGUCGCAAUUUUCAA
Hibiscus syriacus is the source of this 869-nucleotide messenger RNA. RefSeq lists its product as uncharacterized. The record is from RefSeq and is a predicted model, not a curated record. Lineage: Eukaryota; Viridiplantae; Streptophyta; Magnoliopsida; Malvales; Malvaceae. Bases 186 to 782 code for a protein of 198 amino acids. The transcript is spliced from 6 exons.